Aureobasidium pullulans EXF-150 is the source of this 738-nucleotide messenger RNA. RefSeq lists its product as uncharacterized. Gene Ontology annotation, molecular function: RNA binding; structural constituent of ribosome. Gene Ontology annotation, cellular component: ribosome; mitochondrial small ribosomal subunit. The transcript is spliced from 2 exons. The record is from RefSeq and is a predicted model, not a curated record. NCBI's taxonomy places the organism in Eukaryota, Fungi, Ascomycota, Dothideomycetes, Dothideales, Saccotheciaceae. Gene Ontology annotation, biological process: translation. Bases 1 to 738 code for a protein of 245 amino acids.
AUGAUGGACCGUCUGCGCAUCAUCCCCGCCUCGCCCUCAUACUUCACUGGCAAGCCCGACUUCACCGACGACUUGCUGAACCUGGAGAACCUGCUGCGCAAGUACCAGACUCUGCCAGUUCUGCCCACUGGACAUGCUCCUCGUAUCGCAUGGAAGACAUUGGCACAGUACAAGAUGGGAAGCAACGAGCCCGUCAAGGCCGCUCGUUACACAAAGAUUCUGCAAGUCUUGCAACGAUUGAACUACAUUCACCCCAACCUCAUGCCGGACGAGGUCGCCUACGCUCUCAGACGCUACAUGCGUGAUGUUCAGCCUUUCCACAACCAGCCCAAGCCUGGUGUUGUUGACGAGUACGGCCGCGCUAGAGGCGUUGGCAGAAGAAAGAGCAGUAACGCUGUGGCAUACCUUGUCGAGGGUGAGGGUGAAUGUCUGAUCAAUGGCAAGCCCUUGACUCAGGCAUUUGGCCGUCUUCACGACCGUGAGAGUGCUCUUUGGGCUCUCAAGGUCACUGAGCGCAUGGACAAGUACAACGUCUGGUGCGUUGCAAGAGGAGGUGGUACUACUGGUCAGGCUGAUGCCAUUGCCCUGGCCGUGUCGAAAGCUUUGAUGGUGCACGAGCCGUUGCUCAAGCCUGCAUUGAGGAGAGCUGGCGUCGUCACAAGAGAUCCUCGUCGUGUCGAGAGAAAGAAGCCUGGAAAGCUCAAGGCUCGCAAGAUGCCCGCCUGGGUCAAGCGUUGA